This is a messenger RNA of Orbicella faveolata, 661 nucleotides long. RefSeq names its product collagen triple helix repeat-containing protein 1-like. The record is from RefSeq and is a predicted model, not a curated record. NCBI's taxonomy places the organism in Eukaryota, Metazoa, Cnidaria, Anthozoa, Scleractinia, Merulinidae.
AUGAGGCUAGGUGAACCAGUUUUUUUCACUAAAAAGAAUUAUGUGAAGCCAGUGAAGCGUAUGAGUUUACAGGAUUCUUCCAGACCUGACGUAAACCAAGGAAAGAUGAGUUUGAAGAUCAUUUGUCUUGUCUCGUGUAUCAUUCCACAACUGGUGUUUUCCAUACACCAGUCGGUAAAGCCCCAGUCUCCACAGAUCUUAAGCUGCCCUGUCAGUGGCGUCCCAGGUGUCCCCGGAGUGCCAGGGCUCAAUGGAAGAGACGGGGCUAAGGGGGACCAAGGACCUGCGGGAGCUCCCGGUAAAAUGGGACCUCCGGGCCCUGGGGGGUCCAGAGAAGGCCAAGGACCCGUCGGACCACCUGGAGAAAUGGGCCCUAAAGGACCCAAGGGCGACAAGGGCGAACAGGGCCCCUCGGCUGUGGUCCCUCAGAGGAACUGGAAACAGUGCGUCUGGAAAAAGUUGAACGAUGACAGGGAUUAUGGCUUGAUAAAGGUCAGUAAUUCUGCAUUUCCUGAUGAUUAUGACUUCGUUAGUAGACACUGAGUAGGAGGCUGAUAGAGUAUAGGCGGCUUUUGUACUUUUAUUGGUUUAUACAUGUGGAAUUUUAAGCAAUUAUAAGCAAUUAUUGGAUCAGGUUUUUGUGAUAUCAAGAAUAAUCAAG